Selaginella moellendorffii is the source of this 3024-nucleotide messenger RNA. RefSeq names its product protein ARABIDILLO 1. The transcript has 12 exons. Gene Ontology annotation, molecular function: protein binding. Bases 137 to 2872 code for a protein of 911 amino acids. The record is from RefSeq and is a predicted model, not a curated record. Lineage: Eukaryota; Viridiplantae; Streptophyta; Lycopodiopsida; Selaginellales; Selaginellaceae.
GAGAGAGGAGAGCACAGGGUUUCGUGGUAGCGCCUCCUAGGUCGUGGGGAGAGGGAGAGGAAGGGAGGGCUAGCCGCGAGCGUGCAAUGGCGAGAGCUCCGCCUCCCAGGUGGUUAGGGCAUGAGUGAACGAAGCAAUGCGUCGCGUUCGCCGGAAAUGCGUCCACACUCUCGCGACUAAGAGCUCCGCGGGAGCGGAGAAUGGCGAUGGAAUCGCCGAGGAGGAGGAGUCGAGAAUCCCCAAGCACGACGGCCAGGUACUAGUCCGGUGUGAGAGGGAGAGCGGCGUGGAUUGGACGCGCCUGGCCGACGAUACGCUGCUGGGAUUGUUUUCGCUGCUCAAUUACCGCGACCGGGCCAGCGUUGGAUCCGUGUGCCGGGCAUGGCACGCGCUCUCCUCCUCGCCGUCACUGUGGACCAGCCUGGAUUUGCGAGCUCACACUCUCGAUUCCAACAUGGCGUCGUCGCUUGCUUCCAGAUGCGCGAAGCUCUCCAAGCUAAAGUUCCGUGGGGCCUCAGGUGCUAGCUUGAUCAUCGACUUGCAAGCGAGGCAGCUCAAGGGGCUCAUAGGUGACGGGUGCAAGGAUCUCACCGACGCGACGCUGUCGAUGCUCGUCGCCCGCCAUGAGAAUCUGGAAAGCCUCCAGCUUGGGCCGGAGCUGGAGAAGAUCACGAACGAGGCGAUCAAGGUGGUAGCCGUGUGCUGCCGGAGACUCAAGUGCCUGCGGCUGGCGGGGAUCCGGGACGUGGACAGUGAAGCUAUCGGGGACUUGGUGAAGCACUGCCCGAGCUUGACGGAGCUGGCUUUGCUCGACUGCGCGGUGGUGGACGAGGCUGCGCUCGGCGAGGCAAAGUCUCUGAGGUACUUGUCGGUGGCCGGGUCCAGGAACAUAAUGUGGACACAGGCCAUGCAAGCAUGGAGUAAGCUGGAGAACUUGGUAGCACUUGAUGUGUCCAGGACUGAGGUAACACCCGCGGCUGUCAUGUCUUUUCUUUCUGCUCCUCGUUUAAGGGUUCUUUGUGCGCUCAGCUGCUCGGCCCUGGAAGAUGGAAGCAACUCUGUGAGCUACGUUAGUAAGGACAGGGUUUUGCUGGCUCGGUUCACAGAGUUGAUGAACGGGCUGGCAUGCAUUUCGAGCUUAGAGCAGCAGGACGAGAGCAGGGUGCUUGUUUGCUGGACGGAAUGGGUGCUCUCCCACGCACUGCUGAGGAUAGCAGAGAAUAACACUCAGGGGCUCGACGCUUUCUGGCUGAAGCAGGGGACUUCGGUAAUGCUAAGGCUGAUCAAGAGCAUGCAAGAAGACGUGCAGGAGAGAGCGGCCACAGCUUUAGCGACUUUCGUAGUGGUUGACGAUGAGAAUGCUACUGUUGAUUCUUCGAGGGCGGAGGCUGUUAUGCACGGUGGAGGAAUUCGCUCUCUUCUGGACCUUGCCAGGUCUUCUCGGGAAGGGGUGCAGUCCGAAGCAGCGAAGGCAAUUGCAAACUUGUCCGUAAAUGCCGAAGUUGCCAAGGCCGUGGCAACCGAGGGUGGAAUCAACAUCCUUGCAGGCUUGGCCAGAUCUCCCAAUCGUUGGGUUGCAGAAGAGGCAGCUGGAGGACUCUGGAACCUUUCAGUUGGCGAAGAGCACAAGGGUGCUAUCGCUGACGCUGGUGCGAUUGAGGCUCUCGUCGACUUGGCCUUGAAGUGGCCCGCCGGUGGCGAAGGAGUUUUGGAGCGAGCAGCCGGCGCUCUUGCCAAUCUAGCUGCCGACGAUAAAUGCAGCAUGAAGGUUGCAAAUGCUGGGGGUGUGAACGCUCUCGUCAAUUUGGCUCGCUUUUGCAAGCAUGAAGGUGUCCAAGAGCAGGCUGCCCGAGCGCUUGCAAAUCUAGCAGCUCACGGUGAUAGCAAUGGGAAUAAUGCUGCAGUAGGGCGGGAGGCGGGUGCGUUAGAGGCGCUGGUAAAGUUAACAUGUUCCAACCACGAAGGGGUCCGGCAAGAAGCUGCUGGCGCCCUGUGGAACUUGUCAUUUGACGACAGAAAUCGGGAGGCAAUUGCUGCAGCUGGUGGUGUUGAGGCAUUGGUUGCUUUGGCACAAGGAUGCAGCAAUGGAUCUCAAGGAUUGCAAGAAAGAGCAGCGGGUGCUCUCUGGGGGUUGUCUGUAUCGGAGGAAAACAGCAUUGCUAUUGGCCGUGAAGGAGGCGUUGCUCCUCUUGUUGCAUUAGCGAGAUCGGAUGCCGAGGACGUUCAUGAAACUGCUGCUGGAGCUUUGUGGAAUCUUGCUUUCAAUCCAGGAAACGCGUUGAGGAUAGUGGAAGAAGACGGUGUUUCUGCACUGGUGCGGCUGUGCUCGUCCUCGCGCUCUAAGAUGGCACGAUUCAUGGCCGCUCUGGCUCUGGCAUACAUGUUCGAUGGCAGGAUGGAUGAGGUUACUACAAACGAAGUUGUUUACUGUGAUAGCAUUACCAAAAACGGCGUGGCAAGGCAGUCGGCCAUGAAGAACAUUGAGGCGUUUGUACAAGCGUUCUCGGAUCAACCGUCUCUUGCGGCAGUCCCGGCUUCGCAAUGGGGGCCUUCGGCGCUGCAACAAGUCUCCGACUCCGCCCGCAUACAAGAAGCUGGGCAUCUGCGCUGCAGUGGCGCCGAGAUAGGAAGGUUCGUGGCCAUGCUUCGAAACGGUUCCUCGGUUCUAAGGUCCUGUGCCGCGUUUGCUCUCCUCCAGUUUACAAUGCCUGGUGGAAGGCAUGCUUUGCACCACGCCAAUCUCCUCCAAAGGUCCGGCGCGGCGCGAGUUCUCCGUGGAGCUGCUGCGUCCACAACAGCUCCACUCCAGGCGAGGGUGUUUGCGCGACUAGUGUUGAGGAAUCUGGAGCUGUGCCAGAGCGAGAAAAGCUGAAGAGAUUGGGAGACAAGAUUUGUAGGCUGAUUAUUUUGUGAGUGCGAUCAAUCAGAGCUUGUACAGCAUAAAACAGGCUUAGAGUAGAGAUCAUGUAACAUAAGAUAGCUCAAAAGGUUUUAAAGGAAUGGUAUAAAUAAUAUGCUUCCGUA